This is a messenger RNA of Labeo rohita (rohu), 3595 nucleotides long. RefSeq names its product NACHT, LRR and PYD domains-containing protein 3. NCBI's taxonomy places the organism in Eukaryota, Metazoa, Chordata, Actinopteri, Cypriniformes, Cyprinidae. The record is from RefSeq and is a predicted model, not a curated record. Gene Ontology annotation, molecular function: protein binding. The coding region runs from base 454 to 3507 and encodes 1017 amino acids. The transcript has 9 exons.
UUUGAAAAGCCUUUCAUCUUCCCUCUCAACGCAUCAUACAAAAUAUCCACGUAACGCACACUUUCGUUUUUAUAGUUACAGAAAUAUAAACACAAAUAAAUGUUCAAUGAUGCAGCGCAACACAAUCGACAUGAAAAAUUGCUGAGAAGAAGAGACUUUUAUAAUAGAAGAAACCGAUCAAGCGCCAGAAUCAAACAGAGCUGAACAACUGGGAGGUUGGAAGACCCUCUGAAAGAGAACGAAUAUGGAAUUAAGAAGCAGACGGAUCAAAAGUAUGAAAAUAUUUUUCAUUUAUUUUGGUAUUAGAAAAUGCUCAAUCUUUAAUCCACCAUUUUCUUCAACACGGAGGUGGUGAGACUUCUGGUCUGGUCCCAUUUCACAAUGGGGAAAUAACAAGAAGAAUAACAACAUGCAGUAAACGAUGGUAACAGCAUUGAAACACAGUUUGAAAAAAUGACACUUCAACAGCAUAAUGACAUUCCACAACAUAUUAAUAAAUAUCAUGAGGACUUAAGAAUCGACCAGAAGAAUGGUGGCACAAUAGUUGCUCCAAACAUACUAGGAGCCAAAAUAGCUGGUGAUGUUACAGUGAACGUGCAUGUGCCACAGGUAUCUCACUCUACCUCAAUAAACAACAAUGAAAUUCUUCAGAGCGUAAAGAAUAAGAUGAAAGCAAGGAUGAUGAAGGAGUCUGAGAGGAUUUUGGAGGGAAGUGCACAACAGUCAGUCUCUCUAAAUAAGAUCUACACACAAUUGUUCAUCAUUGAUGAUUCGAACCCCGGUGAUAAAGAACAUGAGAUCUGGCAGAUUGAGACAACAAAUGAUUUAAACACAUCAGGGCAGACAGUCAUAACCUACAAUGAAAUUCUUAAUCCACCCCUGGAUGAAAUUAGAACCAUGAAGGUUGUUUUAACAAAAGGAAUUGCCGGAAUCGGGAAAACGGUCACCGUGCAGAAGUUUGUCCACGACUGGGCAAGCGGAAAAGCCAAUCAGGAUCUAGAGCUUGUUUUUCUCCUCCCAUUCCGAGAGCUGAACUUGCUUGAGGAAGACAACCAGAGUCUUUUUGACCUGCUUUGUGCCUUUUACCCAGAGUUCAAUGAGGCGAGGCCGAUCUCUGAAAGGAUCUGUGAUAGAAAAGUUCUGUUCAUCUUAGAUGGUCUGGAUGAAUACAAAAAUAAAUUAAGCUUUCAAACCAGCAUUUUGUCAGAUGUUACUAAAAAGGCCACACUGAAUAUCCUCCUAGCAAACCUUUUAAGAGGAAAACUGCUUCCAUCCGCACACGUGUGGAUCACCAGCCGGCCCGUGGCAGCUGAACAGCUUCCAUCUGAGAUCUUCAGACAGGGAUAUGUCACACAGAUCAGAGGAUUCAUAGAUGAACAAAAGGAGGAGUACUUCACAAGGCAGUUUGAGGAUCCAGAUCUAACCCAAAAAGUCACCUGUCACCUGAAGUCUCACAAGAGCCUGUGGAUAUUGUGCCACAUACCUCUGUUUUGUUGGAUUUCAUCGGUUGUUCUGAAAACCAUCAUUAAAAGUCAAAAUAGAGACAGUGACAUGCCCUCAGAUCAGACAGAAAUGUAUAUCCACUAUCUGCUAAUUCAGACUGGGUUAAGCCACAACAAAUAUCAAAAGAGAAAUGUGUCACCAGAAGAUGCUCUCAUACAGCACAAAGAACUGAUUAAGAAACUGGCAGCGUUGGCAUACUGGAAGCUGAAGGAGCAGAAUGCCAUCUUCAGUAACGAAGACUUGAGGAAAUAUUAUAUAACUCCUGAUGAAGCUCUUCGAUAUCCUGGCAUCAUUAUCUGUGUCUCUGAGUGCAAGUUUGGAUAUAACAGAACUAAACUUUUCAGCUUUGUCCAUCUCAGUGUCCAGGAAUUCUUUGCAGCCUUGUUUGCAUUUCAUGAAUUUCUAUCAGGAAAUCAAGACUCCCUGGGACUGACUAAAGCAAAAAGGGAGCAAAAUUCGAAUUUGUCGGAUUUUCUCAAAAACGUGAUUGAUGUGGCAGUGGAAAGCACAAAUGAACACUUGGAUCUUUUUAUCAGUUUUCUCUUCGGAAUUUCUUGUGAUUCCAGCAGACGUAUACUCGAAGGACUCCUGCCUAGAUUGCAAGACAGUAGUUCAGAAGAUCACAAAAAAGUGACUAAGCAUAUUAAGUUGCUGAGGAGGAAAGAUCUGUCCCCUGAGAGAUGCUUUAGUCUUGUUCGUUGCAUCGUGGAGCUCAAGGACAGAUCUCUUUUGCAGAUGCCAGAUCUUGAACACUCACAGACCAAAAAGCCCCUCACACUGUUCCAGUGCACGCUUCUGGCUUUCCGGUUUGUGAUGUCGGAUACAGACCAUGAUGAGUUUGUCCUCAGGAAAUUCAACAUCACUUUGGAAGGAUUUCAGAGAUUCUCUCCAGCCAUCACAUGCUUCAGAAAGGCCAUGCUCAAAGGAAGCGGCUUUACAAAGAAACACUGUGAUAUCCUGGUGCCUUUCUUGACCUCACCAAACUCUCGCCUGAUUCAUCUUGAUCUGAGCCACAACAGUCUUGGACUGUCUGCACUAAAGAAACUUUCUAGAGCAUUCUGUGAUCGCAAAUGCCAGAUUCAGAUGCUGAACCUCAGCCACAACGACCUCCACAGUCAGGACAUGGAUCUCAUCAAAGAUGUGCUUUCAAAUGUGAAUCUGAAAAUCCUGGAUCUCAGUGACAAUAAUCUAGAAGAUGAAGGAGUGAAAAUCCUCUCAGCUGGGCUGCGGAGUGCUAAGUGUCAUCUUGAAGUUCUGAAACUUUCAGGCUGUCAAAUUAAAGAAGGAGUUUUGAAGUUGCUGUCAUCUUUGAAAGGCAGUCUGAGAGAGCUGGACCUGCAGUAUAAUGACCUUGGAAGCAUCACGGAAAAGAAAGUUCAUCAACUGACGGUUAAGCUGCCCUCACUGAGAAUUUACACCGGAGGAGUCUGCAGUCACCAACCAGGACUGUACAAAUAUGCUGUCACGCUCACAUUUGACCCUCGGACGGCAAACGAAUACCUCCAUCUGAACGAGAACAACACAGUAGCUGUUUGUAAGAUGGAAAAACAACAUCGUCCUGCUAAUGGCGAAAGAUUUGACAAGUGCAACCAGGUCCUGUGCUGCGAGCCGCUGACAGGACGUUGCUUCUUUAUGGCGGAUGUGAUCGGGACAGGUGUGCACAUAGGUGUGGCCUGUAAGGGAAUCAAGAGGAAGGGUGCGAAUGACUCCGUACGUCUGGGACGCAAUAAGAUGUCAUGGUGUUUAUGCUGCUCUAAAAAUUUAAGUGUGGCUCAUGACACAAAAACUGAAUCACUAACUAAACCACUUCAAACAGAGUCCACCAGAAAAAUUGGUGUGUUCCUGGACCGUGAAGCUGGUUCUGUUUUCUUCUAUAGGAUGAGCCCAGAGCCUGAACUCUUGUACAUGUUUGAUGCAGAAUUCCCUCAGGACCAGGAACUUUAUGCUGCGUUCAGUAUUCAGGAACCAGACAGCUCAGUCCGUUUAAGGAAAGCAUCAUUAUAACUAUACAUAGUUACCGUUACAGUUACUGAUUGUGCUCCAGACAUGAAUGAUGCCUCAAAUUAGGAGAGGUUUGCUAUUACUAUUGAAA